AUGGCCGAGCUCGUGCAAACGCUGCUAUCGUUUCCGCCGGACUCCAAGGAGCCGCUCACCCCUAAGCAGUACGACACCAAAAUUAAUCACUAUCUGAAAGACCUCAGAAAGGUUCAGCCAGCGCAAUGGACCAAGAAAUAUGAGAAGAAGGAACUCAUCGAACUCCUCGACCCUUCCGUCAAUUCCAUUCCCUACAUGAUUAGCUUGACCGAACUGAUCAAGGCCAACGCCAAGGACAAGAAGCGCAUCGAUCAGCUCGUAUUCAAUGCAGUCGGCUUUCUCACAACUUUCGAUCCAAUACAGGUUCGCUAUGUGGGCAGCGAGUGGCGCGUGUUGCUGGACUGGACCAUCGACUACCUGGGCAAACAUCCGGCCGAUGACGUGAGCUCCAUCUCGACCGCCAUCCUUCGCCUCGACCCAACGGCAGGUACCUUCACAAACAAUCACCUCGCCUUCCUUGAACUGUGUUUGAAGCUUGGUGUACCCAGUCAGGCCAUACCGAUACUCGACCGCGACAUCUACGCAUAUCCGCAGAAGCAUUGGAAGAUUGUGCCUGAAGAGCCUCCCAGCGAAGAGCAUGAGCUGAGUAACGCAUUCAUAACGGAGAAGAGCGGAUUCGCAGAGAAGCUCGAUUCAUCAGAUGUGCUGCAGUACUACCUGCUUGGUGCGCAAGUCUACAUUGCUGUGCGCAACUACAGCAGAGCGCGUCUCUUCCUCGAGUACAUCCUCCUGGCGCCAUCACAACAGCACGCCACCAGCGCUCUGCAAGUAGAAGCCUACAAGAGAUGGCUGCUACUGGGCCUGCUCGCGGAAGGCAGGCAAUACCCACAGCCGAAGACCCUCGAUCAGACCACUCUUAAGAAUGUGAAGGCCUGCUCUAGACCAUACGAAGCUGUGACGGAUGCCUUCUCUAAGCGUGAGAGUCAAAAGCUUGUUGCUGAAAUUCAAACGGGUCAGGAGGUUUGGAUGGAAGAUGGUAACCUACGCUUUGUGAACGAAGUGGUAACCGCCCUUCAACGCUACCGCGUCAUCGACUUGCAGAAGACUUAUGCCGCGCUUCCUGUGACCAGAGUGGCAUCACUACUCCAGGCGCAGCCGGGAGAAACAUUUCAGCAACUUCAAGAAAUGAUUGGAGGCGGCUUCCUCAAUGCCAGUGUCUCUGGUUCCGGCACCGACGCGAUCCUCCGCUUCCACGAUACGACAUCGACCGCACCGACCGACAUCGACCUCGCAGCACAAACCGAGCGAAUACAGAAUCUCGUGACCUUCAUUCGCGAUGCAGACCGCCGACUGCAGCUGACGAAAGAGUACGUCGAGCAUCAGAAGCGCCAGAAGCAUAGCGCAGGAGCAGACGGCGACCUAGCAGACGUGAUGGAUCUCACGUGGGAUGCGCCAAACGCGUCCAACAACACGAUUGAUGACGAUGGAGACGAGGAUAUCAUGGCGUCCUAGCAGAGGAGGUACGUCUCCAUACGUAGCAAAGCAGAAUCUUCUGGAUGAAUCAGCAAGGGGAGCGAGCAUGCUGGUCGUUCAUUGCAUGCUAUUAGCGAGGAGUUGCAUUGUAUGGGCGGGUCAAUAGGCGUAAGGAAGGAAGGUGACCGUGUGCACUGCUUACAGCGCGCAUAUGGAGAGAAGCACGCUAGGAUGGCGAGCUCUGUGCGCUAAGAAACGGUCGCAAGCCAAGAAGUGCACAUAGGUUAGCAGUCUGGGGAUAGAUAUGGCUGACCCAGGCAGUCGUUUCU
Molecule: messenger RNA, 1742 nt
Organism: Pseudocercospora fijiensis CIRAD86
Lineage: Eukaryota; Fungi; Ascomycota; Dothideomycetes; Mycosphaerellales; Mycosphaerellaceae
Product: COP9 CSN3 signalosome subunit 3
Exons: 1
Coding region: 1-1452 (483 amino acids)
Biological process (GO): ubiquitin-dependent protein catabolic process
Cellular component (GO): COP9 signalosome
Source: RefSeq, a predicted model, not a curated record